AUGUUUCUUACGCUCUACCUUCUCUCCCCAUUCAUCGUUCGCUUUUCCCUCGUUGACCAUGUGAAUUCCCCUGCAUUCUCCCUCUCAACGCCUCACUCAAUGAACCUGGAGCAACCAGAGACCUCGAGGCUGUGCUUUGCAAAGACAUUGAAAUCUCCUCCCCCCCUUCCCCUCUCCCUUGUCACUUGCGCUCUCUCUCUUCACACCCCAUCGGAUCUAGAAUCCUCCAAGCUUCGCACAGCCAUAGAGAACAUGCAUGUGUUGGUUCUCUCGCUCUCUUGCUCCUUCUCCCUCUCAACACCUCCUCCUCCCUCCCAACAGGCAAUCCCAGUGGCCAAGGCAGGGGAGUUCCAUCGCCUGGCAAUUCUAGUGGCCAAGGCAGGGGAGUUCCGCGGCCUGGUGAGCUAUCGCCUGGAGGGGCGGUGCGAUGCUCUUUCUCCCUUUCUCACGCACCCCCCUCCCCCCCUUCCCCCUUCUCCUCAGCUGCAGGCAGUGAUAUGCCUUGUCAGCAACCCCAAGGACCAACCCUCCAUGGCUGAUGUCGCCAAGUGGUUGACCUCAUGGGUGGGGCACCAUAAGCCCAGUGCCUGA
Molecule: messenger RNA, 591 nt
Organism: Closterium sp. NIES-65
Lineage: Eukaryota; Viridiplantae; Streptophyta; Zygnematophyceae; Desmidiales; Closteriaceae
Source: the annotation of a GenBank genome assembly